UGGUGUCCGCUACUAUACUACUUCUUUGACAUUCGACCUUAUUUUGGUGACUGAUGACCGUAUGCUUUCUUUCUUCUCUUCCUUGGAAUGCUCUAAUUUCAUCAUUUGGGUCACACACAAAGCAAGCACUUACUUAUUAUUGUGAAUGGAAUUCCAGCUCGUAGGCCUAAAGGAUGCCCAAGAAAUUUGCAGGAGAGAACUCCAAGGCGGCGGUUGCCAAAGCACGGAAGGCUGAACUUCUGCAUGAGAAAGAAGCCGCUAAACAAAAAGCAGAAGAAGAUGCAUACUGGAACGACGAUGACAAACAUGUCAAGAAAAAACAACAGAGGAAGGAAAAUAAAGACAAGAAACGAGAGGAGGAGUCGAUGAGGAAGCUAGAAUCUCGUCGUCUCCUUGAGGAAGAAGAAGAAAUCUUGAAGGCAGCUACUAAGGUGACCAAACCCAGCAAGCUGACCAGGGUUCAGAUUCAGGCUGAGCAGGAGAUUAAAGCAGCCCAGGAAGCUGCUGAGAGGAAGAAGAAGCAGCCAAGCACCCAUCUGGAUGAACCACUUGAGGAGAAUCCUAAUAUAGCCCUCGCUGCUGAAGAAGCUUCAGGGGAUUCGUCGGCCAGGAAUGUAGAGGAAGCUAUUGGUGCUCUUAGUAUCACCGACCCCGCCCUUGAGAAACAUCCAGAGAGGAGAAUGAAGGCCGCCUACAAAGCAUUCGAAGCAAUCCACCUCCCGCGCCUCAAGGCAGAAAAUCCCAACCUCAGAAUGUCCCAGUUCCGGCAGAUGUUGAAGAAGGACUGGAGUCGCUCACCGGACAAUCCGCUAAAUCAGAGGACGUCAUCGUACAACACAAAAUGAAAACAAACGUAUAUUGCUGGAGAUCUUUGAUCAAGUGCGCCUCACCGUGCAGACUUUUAUGAAUGUUAACCAUCAGUGUUGUAGCCACGGUGGGCGGUGCUGGACGGGCCUGCCCAAAACUAACAAAUUUCGCCCAGCACUCUGAGCAAAGUCAAUGUGCUGCCAGCACAGGUUUCCCCUAGAUUGCACUCCAGCAAUGAUGGCCCCCAUAUCUUAACAUGAACAAUUUUGUUGAACUGCUCGCCCUUGGUGGACUAAGUUGGAUUUAGAGGACGACACUAAAAUUGGUCUAGCCACAACACUGUUUACCAUCUAUGAGAGAUGUUAGCUUCCCAUAUAAUGGCCUCUCUCAGGAUGCUGCCUUUUGGGGUUAUAGGUUUUUCCCAAACCUUUUACAAAGGUCUAAACUUUUCAUUUACAAUGACAACAUUUAAAACCAACAGUAGAAAGCAGAAGAUGAAUAAUAUUUUCAUUUGGCAACUGCUUCUUUGCAAAUUGACCGACACUCUGAAGGUGUAGAGUAAAGGAACACGUUGCCUUAGAUCGGUCGAGUUGGUCUUUGAAAAUCGUUCUGUAACCGUUUGUUGUAAAAUG
This is a messenger RNA of Asterias rubens (European starfish), 1439 nucleotides long. RefSeq names its product coiled-coil domain-containing protein 124-like. Lineage: Eukaryota; Metazoa; Echinodermata; Asteroidea; Forcipulatida; Asteriidae. Gene Ontology annotation, molecular function: transcription coactivator activity. The transcript is spliced from 5 exons. The record is from RefSeq and is a predicted model, not a curated record. Gene Ontology annotation, cellular component: nucleus. Bases 174 to 845 code for a protein of 223 amino acids. Gene Ontology annotation, biological process: transcription by RNA polymerase II.